Aplysia californica (California sea hare) is the source of this 1677-nucleotide messenger RNA. RefSeq names its product R-spondin-2. The record is from RefSeq and is a predicted model, not a curated record. NCBI's taxonomy places the organism in Eukaryota, Metazoa, Mollusca, Gastropoda, Aplysiida, Aplysiidae.
AAUGCCACAUCGACCAUUGCCACAGCUGUUUUAGCCGACAUUUCUGCACUUUGUGCGAGGAGCCUUACCUGGCCAGCGAGGGCCAGUGUAUUGAGGAGUGUCCAAGAGGCUUGUACUACGCCAACUUUACACGCGAGUGCAAGGAGAAGGUGGACUGUCUCCCGGGCGCCUGGUCUCCGUGGUCAGUGUGCACGCGCAAUGGUCAGACGUGUGGCUACAAGUGGGGGGUGCAGACGCGGACACGGCAGAUACUGCAGGACGCGUCCCCUAACGGUGCCCAAUGUCCCGAGGUGACGGGCACCCAGAGAUGUCGCCUUCAGCAGAGACACUGUGAUGAGGCACAUAGUGGGGGCGUGCUGCCAGCAAGAACGAGCUAUGUGAUCCGAGGAACACGGUAUCCUUUGCAGCUGUACUGUUUUGCAAUCAGCUUCUUCGUCUGCUGUUUACUGUUGAGAUUUUGCAACGUCUUCAAGUCGUAAAGAGACAUGACAUCUUUAAUAAACAAAAUCUUGUCUUGCCCCGGCAGUCUGAAACAGCACGAUGAAGUACUACAACAUUUCUGAUGACGUCUUCGAGUGUUGACAGAUUUGAAUCUUGAGACGCUUUUCCUGUCUUUGGUAUUGUCUUCCUUCUCGUUUGCACUGGCUUUGAGAAGCGUGAACAUUCACUAAACACGAAGCAACCGAUUGCUGCAGCAUUGCAGGCUAUUUUUGCAGGCAGCUUGUAACAGACGAAGUUACUUCUGCAGAUUUGGAAAUCAACAUUCUCAAACGACUUCGACUCCUGUAUUUUCUCAAAAUCGCUGUCCAGGCCGAAUGCCAGAUCAGGAGUCCAGAACAGCGGAAGAGUUGAUCGUUACAACUGAUAACAAACACGAAGUAGAAACAUGAACUGGAGGACGUUCUGAGAUCAUUUUUAGAGUGAACUGGAAGGAGUGAAAUGGGAUCAGUGAAAUGGAAGGAACUGUAACCAGUUAACGUGGUUAUGACGUGCACAUGGAUGAUAAUGCACGGUCCCGGAAGUGUUGAUUCGGUAAGAGACAUACAUACAUAUCACAACAUACUCCACGCCCAUCGUGUCCACUCGUCGAUUUACUUUCUUUUGGUGGCGUCGGUUUUGAAAAUCAGAAAGUAAAGAUUUUGUGCGUGUCUGACAGAGAUAGCCCCAUAUGUAGAGGAGAGAGUAUGGUAUGGAACACAACAUGUAAAAAGCGUUUAUUAUCAUGUUUUUGUAUUUUAUAUACAUUUUAUUUGCAAUGAUCUGUCAUCUAACACAAACAUUUUGUCCGCCUUUAAGGUAACCUAAAAGUGUUGAUAAGGGCGCUACAUCUGUACCAUUUCACAUUUUUACACAUAUUUGUAUUUUCAAUGUCAGUUUCAAUAUAUUCUGUUAUUGAAAAAUUCGCUAAUCCUUCAUAUUUUUUAGUGUUUGUUAUGGAGCGACGAAUGAAAAAAGCGUAAUUGUGAAAGGAUUGAUGCCCUAGUUAUCGAGAAAUGUAAAUAUUUAUUACGCAAUAGAACUGUUCCCAAGUGUUCGCAUCAAGAGCGAUAAUUCACAGCGCUGUCCUUGCAAAAACUGCCCUUUGAUGAAGCGUUCUCCUGAGAAACAUGAGAAGAAUGGCGCGUCACUUUGGGUUUUUUUUCUUUUAAAGGUUAGGAAAAGGGGGGGGGGGAGAGA